CUCAUGGGAUUGGCCUACUUCCUGUGUCUCGUUAUCGGUGGUGUGUGUGGAAGUGCUUGUGUGCAAAUUGAUAAUUUCGGUGCCUGGUCCUUCUGGGUUAGCAUACCGUAGAAGCAUAGCAUGCCUACCGAUCUUUAGCUGGGAGGAAGGCGAUUGACAGCCAUGGCAUUUGCUGGACUCAAGAAGCAGAUCAAUAAGGCCAAUCAGUAUGUCAGUGAAAAGAUCGGAGGUGCCGAAGGCACCAAGUUUACAGACGACUACAUGGAGAUGGAAAGGAAAAUUGACUUGACAAAUGAGCUCGUCGAGGAGCUUAUAGUAAAAACUAAAGAGUACUUGCAACCAAAUCCAGCAUCCAGAGCAAAGCUGAUGGUAAGCAGCAAACUCCGAGGACCGGGAAAGACACAUGCUUAUCCUCAGCCAGAAGGAGUGCUAGGAGAGACGAUGAUCAAGUACGGAACAGAUCUCGGCGAAGAGAGCCACUUUGGUCAGAGCCUCAUUGAGUCAGGCGAGUCACUGAAGCAGUUGGCAGACAUCAAGUAUGCACUUGAGGACAACGUCAAGCAGAACUUUCUAGAGCCACUCACACAACUCCAGACCAAGGACCUCAAGGAUGUCCUGCACCACAGGAAGAAGUUGCAAGGCCGGCGCCUUGAUUAUGACUGUAAGAAGAGGAAGCAAAUGAAAGCAGGAGGUCAUGUCACGGAGGAUGAGAUCAAGCUUGCCGAAGACAAGUUUGAGGAGUCCUUCAACCUAGCGUCUCUGGGCAUGUUUAAUCUACUGGAAAAUGAUGUGGAGCAGAUCUCUCAGUUGGCAGCGCUUACUGAGGCAUUCUGCGAGUACCAUCAGCAGUGCGCUCAAGUCUUACAGAGUCUGACGGAGCGUCUGCUCGAACAGAAGUCUGAAGCUGCGGGACGCACAAGAGCCCCAUACGAGCCCAAGAAGCUGUCGGAGCUCAACAUCCCCGUCAUGCACGAUGACAUUUCACCCAUGGUCGAGUCAGGUGGGGACACUUUCAACGGCGUAGCCGCGUCCCCCUCCCGGUCCCCAAUGGGAUCUCCCGUGAACCCUCGGCCCGCCAAUAAUCUCUUCCUGGGCAGCUUUCAACACGGCGGACCCUCGCCAUCCAGAUCUCCAAAUGCUUCACCCUUGCCAUCCCCGGUGCGCUCGCCAUCAACACGGGGUCCCCGGGGUCCAUGCUGCCGAGCCUUGUACGACUUUGAACCAGAAAAUCCUGGGGAGCUGGGCUUUCACGAGGGUGACCUGGUGCAACUGGUGCGUCGAGUUGAUGACAACUGGUUCGAAGGGUCGGUGGAAGGACGUACGGGACUCUUUCCCGUCAACUACGUCGAGGUUGUGGUACCUCUGCCAUAAUGACCAGGUGGGCAACCGCAGCGGCUGUUUUCAACCGCCUCUCCCAGCUUUAAGUUGAAGACCGUCACAUCCUCAGUUGGCACAUAGUCAUGGAAUUGCCCUGAGUUUUCCCUCAGCCGGGGCAGAACAGUCCUUGGUAGCUCAAGAGUCCUUUGUGUGGAACACUUUGAAUGUACAUAUUUUCCAUAAGUUAAGAAAUGAUUGCACAGUCUCAAAUGCUGCAGAUACUUUUGGGUGGUUCGUCCUGUUUUCCAUCCUUUUUUUGUCAUCAUUACCAUUUUCAUCAUUCAGAAUGGAGAAAGCAAUUGCAGUUUAUUUAUGCAGGUGUAUCGCACAGCUAGCUGCGCAGGAUAAUGAAAUGGAGAACUAGUCUGGAAUGUUGAAGAUGUAAUGUGUCUUAAAUUAUUGUUGACUGUGGUACGGUGAGGUGGCACCGACAUAUUUACCGUGGCAGUGGAUGCGCGUGCCGUCGGGUUUUCGUAAAAUAAAAAGUAGGAUAUUACUGUCAGUAUUUCCUGGUGCCAUGGCAAGUGUAGCAUAGUGCAUGUGGCUGUUACUAAGUGUGGUUGUGAAACUCUCAGCUAAGGCAAUGGUGCUACUAUUAAGAGUUGCGCAUUACUGAUACAAUCUGUUCGGCAUUGCGACAAUGCCAACAUUCCAAAAAGAGAAAUAUAAAUAUAUAUAAAGGCAUCAUAGUCUAGGAACGCUUCAAUCGCCUUAAAGGUCCCUGUGACAGGUGUCGAACCCUAUUGCAAGUGUCACCUAUAGGAAGGCACGUUGUACUUAUACAGAGGAAUGCUAGGAAUUCGAGCUGCUGUUGAACAGACGUGUGAUACAACAGACUUCCUGCCUGCCCAUCUUCAGCACCUUGUGUGCCCCUCCAAAUAAACUUGCCGACGAGUGGCUUGCCUUUUAGGUGCCCGCUAGAACUAUUGAACUGUGCUACGAAAGUAUUUCGGCUGCUUGAUGAACCAUAGAUACGGUAGUCUUCUUCAAGACUAUGCAAUAAAUUCUAAAGAAAGAAGAACAAACAGUGUAAUAGCACUAAAAGAAAUGAGUUCAGCACAGUAUGUCUGCAGCCCAGAUGAUGUAAACAAAGGGGGUUGGCAAUAAGUGUGCUUUACUUGCGGCAAUAAGCGACAAAUCGUACACGUAUAUCCUCGUACCUAUAGUUACGUUUCCACCGUCCUAUGCUUCGAGAGAUCUAUUUCCGGUGUUUUCUCUGUAGUGGAUGGCGUACUCUUUAACUUCGAGCAAUAGAAUAAUGAGCAUACUCAGUUUCAACGUGACAGCAUCUCCUUUUUUCUCGUGUUUUUGUCGUAAUUGCCUCGAGAAAUAUCUGUCGCCGCAUUACUGUAACUUCAUGUUUAACGAAGACCACAGAUCAAUAAAAUUGACAGUGUUACACAGAGAUGCUCUUUAAAAUGACCUGCAGAUACUGUGACUCAGCCUUUCUGUGUGUGCAUCCUCCUGUGUGUCCACAUACUUUUUCUGCUCUCAGUAUUUUUCAAUUUCGGAUGCCUGUGAGGUUCUAUUUCAUAUCAAGCGUGUAAUAAAAUGUUUCUCUCAUCAACGA
Molecule: messenger RNA, 2947 nt
Organism: Ornithodoros turicata
Lineage: Eukaryota; Metazoa; Arthropoda; Arachnida; Ixodida; Argasidae
Gene: EndoA
Product: endophilin-A-like
Exons: 13
Coding region: 163-1371 (402 amino acids)
Biological process (GO): synaptic vesicle uncoating
Cellular component (GO): glutamatergic synapse; presynapse; cytoplasm
Molecular function (GO): protein binding
Source: RefSeq, a predicted model, not a curated record